Adineta ricciae is the source of this 4725-nucleotide messenger RNA. Lineage: Eukaryota; Metazoa; Rotifera; Eurotatoria; Adinetida; Adinetidae. The record is from the annotation of a GenBank genome assembly.
AUGGACAAAGAUCUCUCGAUACGAUCUGAAAAUCAAAAUACCAUGCAACAGGCUUGUGUUCGAAGCUUCCAUGUUCUUUGGUUGGAUGUAUACCAUGAUGAAUCUAAUCGGCAGAUGAGAAACGCAAUUGCUGGGCUACGUGACUUCGUUGAUGGAAUUACCUUACUCGAUGAUGCGGAUGAAUGUCGAGAUUUCUUUGAACAUAGAAAGACUGAAACAAUAUUCAUGAUCGUUUCGGACGUUUUAGCACAGCAAGUCAUUCCGAAAGUUCAUGGGAUGCGUCAACUGCACUCGAUCUACGUCUUUUGUCUUAAGCAGUUGCCUGACGAACGAUGGUUAAAUACAUGGUCGAAGGUAAAGGAAACUACUCCGCAACUUACCUUCAUCUGCGAAUCAAUCAAACGAAUCAUACAACAAUAUAUUCAGGAUACAAUUUCGAUGAGUUUCACUUCAACAAAUGAUCUUAUCGAUGAAAACGAUCAAUCAUUCAUGUAUAUGAAAAUAUUGAGAGAUAUUCUUCUCGACAAGAAUUAUGAUACUCGUGAACAAUCAUUCGCCGCAUUUACUUCGUACUGUCGUCGUAACAAUAUACUAACAAGUAGCAUAAUCGAUUCUUUCGAACAUGAUUAUACCAAUCAUACACCUAUUUGGUGGUUUACGAAGCGAUGUUUUCUUUCUUUAGUACUCAAUCUUUAUAUGAACCGUCAAGAUGCCAAAGGUAUUAAAAGCAUGGAUGUCUUUAUUCGAGCUUUACAUCAAGAAAUACAAACACAUCACGAGCAACAGCAAAAGGAACAUCCACAAGCAUUCAUUGUCUACCGAGGCCAAACUAUGCCACAUGAAAACUUUUCUACGAUGAUGAAAUCGACGAAAGGUUUAAUAUCAUUCAAUAAUUUUCUAUUGACAAAGACGAGUAAUAAGGAUGCUUUUAUCUAUGCACAGCAUGCUCUGAAAAGUUCGAAUUCAAUCGGUGUCGUGUUCAAAAUGAAGAUCAAUCCAUUAAUUUAUUCUAGGCCAUUUGUCCGUCUCGAUAAUGCCAACAAUGGAACAUCAGAAUACUUAUUUUCGUUGAAUACUGUUUUUCGUAUUGAUGAAGUACAGCAGAUCGACAAUGAUACCCGCUUGAGGCUAGUGGAAUUGACAUUAGUGGAUGUCGAAAAUCCACAGUUCAGUAACCUGAGCAAGAGAAUAGAUGAAAUGCUUGACGAAUCAAAUGGCUGGGAGCGACUGGGAAAAUGGUUGAUAAAGAUGCAAGAUUAUGAUAAAGCCGAGCAAAUGUAUCUUGUUUUACUCGAUGAAACUACUGACAACAAAAAACAGGUGAUGUAUUUAGAAAUUCUUAGUAAAAUUAAAAAGAAUCAAGGCAAAUGGAGGGAAGCCAUCACAUUCUAUAGAGAAGGUAUCAACAUCAAGGAAAAAGUUCUUAGCCCGAACGAUUCCAAUUUAGCUGAAUCGUACAACAAUAUUGGUCGUAUGUAUGAACAUCUAGGUGACUAUCCUAGAGCACUUUCGUCCUAUCAGAAAAGUCAUGGCAUUCGCAGUAAUAUUCUCUCGUCAAACUCUGGUGAACUCGCCGAUUCGUUUCACCAACUGGGAGUCAUUCAUGAGAAACUUAGCGAUUAUUUCAAAGCACUGUCGUUUUAUGAACAAGAGUUAACCAUACGACAAAGUACAGUUCCUGUUGAUGAAUCUCGCAUUGCUCGAUUGUAUGAUAGCAUUGGUUCAAUAUAUGAGAAACUUGGCGACUAUUCGAAAUCAAUGUUGUUUUUACAAAAAUCGCUGGAUACUCAUGAGAAUACGCAGCAUUCGGAUGCGAGUGACUUGGCCCGUUUAUAUUACAAUAUCGGCUGUACACACGACCAUAUGGGAGAGUAUGGUGAGGCUCUGAAAUGGAUUGAUAAAUGCCUGAAUAUUCAAAAGAUGAAUUCGUUUCUCGAUCAACUAUUGCUAGCUACAGCGUAUGACAGAUAUGGCAUGAUUAAUGACAAAAUGGGUCAAUAUUCCAAGGCUUUUCUCUUUAUUAAGAAAGCAUUCGAUAUACGAAACAAAUUCUUAGAUGUAAAUCAUCCUGAUCUACUUACUUCGUACAACAACAUGGGUGUACUAUUUAUUCGAAUGAUUGAAUAUUCAAAAAUGUUCACCGCUGAUGAGUUAGCGCAGAAAAGAGAGUACUGCUCAUUGUUCUUGACAGAUAAAGAUACCAGUUAUCCAGUACACGACAUGAAUGAGUAUCCUGAAGCAUAUCAAUUUAUUCAAAAAGCUUUUCAAAUUCGUCAAACAGUGCUACCUUCCGAUCAUCUGGAUAUCGCCGACUCGUGGAGCAGUAUUGGAUUAGUGUCGAUAAAGGCAGAUCAAUAUGCAAGCGCUUUGUCUGCCUACGAAACAGCAGAGCAAAUGCGUCGAAAACUUUUAUCGGCAACGCACCCGGAAUUGAUUCCAUUGUACAAUUCUAUUGGGCUCAUUCAUACAGUGAAUGAUGAGUAUGCAAAAGCGUUUACAUAUACAGAAAAAGUUACCGAAAUUUAUCAGACAUGUCUUUCUCCGAAUCACCCAUACGUAGCAACUUGCUACAAUGUUAUAGGUUUCACUUAUGCUAAAAUGGAGAAAUUCACUGAAGCAAUUUCACACUUGGAAAAAGCGAUUUCACUUUACAAGAAAUAUCUUUCUCCCAAUCAUCCAGAUUUGUCUACUACGCUGAACACGAUUGGACUAGUACAUUACAGAAUGAAUGAUUAUUCUAAAGCCCUUCCAGCUUUUGAAAGUUCAUUGGAAAUUCGUGAAGCAAAACUGCAACCCGAUCAUCCUAAUUUGACGACUACCUACGAAAAUAUUGGAUUGGUGCAUCUGAGAACAGGCAACUAUUUCAAAGCGUUACAGGCCGUGAAAAAGUCUCUGAUUAUGCGUGAAGAAUCACACAUGUCAAUUGAUUCCCAGUUAGCUGUAUCGUAUAACAACAUUGCAUUAGUUUAUGCGAUGAUGGAUCAGUAUUCUGAGGUAUAUUUCUAUUUUGAAAAAUCUUUUAAGAUUCGAAAUAAAACCUUACCGGAAAAUCAAUCUGAUUUCAUUACAUACAACAAUAAUGUUGGUUUAGUUGAUUUUAAUAUGAAUGACUAUUCCACAGCGUUCAUAUGUUUGAAUAAAUGUGUGAAAUUGGGCGAGGCGAAGCUUCCUCCCGAUCAUUGUGACUUGGCUCAUCUUUAUAAUAAUAUCGGCAUUAUAUAUGCAGGUCAAACUGAUUACUCCAAAGCGCUGUCAUUUUUAAACAAAUCAUUGGAAAUUCGAAAGAAAAUAUUACCUCCAAAUCACCUUGAUUUAGCUAUUUCUUAUAACAAUAUUGGUUUGGUUCAUCUUCGAACUGAUAAUUACUCCGAAGCGUUAACAUUUCUGACGAAAUCGAUCGAAAUACAUGAGGAAAGUCAACCAAUAAACUAUCCUGAUUUGGCGACAGCGUAUAACAAUAUCGGUUCAACUUAUGAUCAAAUGUUCGAAUAUGAAAAGGCCAUGCCUUUCUACGAAAAAUCAUUAGAAAUUCGUCAAAAAACGCUUCCUUCAUAUCAUACUAAUUUGGCUAUCUCUUACAACAAUACCGGCCUGGUAUAUGCAAUCAUAGGUCGCUAUACAGAAGCAUGCCCUUUAUUGGAAAAUGCACUUGACAUUCGAAAGAAUAUCCUACCGGAAAACCAUUGUGACUUAGCGACAUCUUAUAAUAAUCUUGGGAAUGUGUAUUCGAAGCUACAUCAAUUUGGAAAAGCGCUGAUAUGCUAUCAUCAAGCAGUGACGAUUGCUGAAAUCAAUUCAGGCAUAUCCCCGUCUGAUUCCAUCACGUUUCACAACAAUCUCGGUCUCUUAUACUGUCACACAGGUCAAUUUUCAAUGUCAAUUCCAUAUCUCCAGAAAACAAUUGAAAUUCAUCAAAAAUAUGUUCCUUCUAAGUAUUUGGAAUCGGCUAUUUAUUACGAGAAUCUUUGUAAUGUCUACAUCAAACUAGAAGAAUAUUCCGAAGCACUUUCCUAUCAAAUGAAAGCACAUGCAGUAUAUGAACAAACACUUUCCCGUCAGCAUCCGAUCAUGGCGAAAUCUUACACGACGAUUGGUUUCAUACAUGAUAACGUCGGUGAUUAUGUAAAUGCUCUUCAAGCUUAUCGUGAAGUAGUACAGAUUCAGGAAGGUAUCAAUUCACUUGACCAACAAGAAUUAGCUGUUGCAUAUAAGAAUCUUGGUAAUAUUUACUCGAAAAUGAGCAAUUAUUCUCGUGCAUCGUUCUACUACGAGAAAAGUCUCAUUAUCGAUGAAAAUACGUCAUCGGACAACGAUCCAGCUUUGACUAGUAGUUACAAUCAACUUGGUUUAAUUUCAGAACUCCAAGGCGAACAAUAUCGAGCAUGUUCAUACUACGAAAAAGCCAUAGAAAUGUGUCAGAAACAACCCUAUGAGAACUCUCGUAAUCUAAUCUUAUUUUAUAAUAAGAUCGGCAGUGUCUAUUCCAAACUAGAUCAGCAUGACAGAAUAACACCAUUGCAUUCUCAACAAUCGAAGAACAAAUCAAAUCUUCUUGCUCUGGAAGCUCACGAUACCACGGAUACUUUUAAACAGGGAAAUAUGCUGCAGGGCCCUUUAAUGGAAGAUUUACCACGACAAAUUUCAAUUGGCGAACUUCCCUUUCACAUUUCACUUUACUCACAAACGGCAAAUUGCCCUCAUAUACGAGUGAUGCAACAUGCUUGA